UCCCUUGCGUCGUCACGAGCUCAUGGAGUCACGGGCGCGAAGCUGCGGAGGAACGAGACUGCGGCGCGGCACGUCCGCACGUGCUCUCCGGAGUCCGGUCGAGCCGGUGGCGACCGGCGCGCGGGGCCUGGGUGCAAGCGCGCAGCGGCGCGGGCGCAUGGCCGUGCGGCCAAGGGGCUGACCUGAUCGGCUGGCCGGCGGCGCCCUGCAGCUGCAGGGCGGCAGGCUGCAGCGGCCAGCGGCGCGUGCGUGCCGGUGCCGCGUGCAGGCAGGCGUGCUGCGUGCAGCCUGUGCAGGCAGCCAGGCAGCAGGCAGGUCCAGCAUGGUGACGAUGGGCGAGGCUGCAGGUUGCACAGAAAAGCGGCCGGGAUCCCUUUGAAGAAAUUCAGAAAAGAAUUGCAAGAUGUCGAAGAGAACACUGCUCACCUAUUUUUCAAGCAGUAGCAGUAGUACUCCUCUAGAGACUAAUGAUAACACACCAAAAAUACCCAGAGUAGAGUUUCGUUGCUCCGAUAUCAUUAGUGAUCCUGGAAUGCGCAAACCAAUUGAUGAGUACCCAUCUAAGAUUAGAGAUCAAGUAAAGAGGGCAUAUAUUUUGAGUGGUCCAACUCAACAAGCUCUUGGUUUUACAUAUCCUCGUAAAUGGCAAAGUGGUGAAUGGAGAUCUUUUCAGCAGCAUUGGUUUGGGAAAUAUGAUUGGUUGGAGUAUAGUGAAUCAAAGGAUGCAGCAUUUUGCUUUUAUUUUUAUCUCUUCUUUGAGCUGGGAAAGCCUGAAAAAUUUGGGAGUAAUGUCUUUUUGCAAAGGUUGGUUACGAGCAAUAUAAAAAGGCUUUGGAAAAAUUUGAUAAACAUGCUGCUUCUCAAUCUCAUUGCAAUUCAAGGCUGAAAUGUGAUGACUUUAUGAAUCAAAGGACAAGUGUGGCUCGAAAAAUUGAAAAGUACACUAAGGAGGAAGAAAGGUGAUAUAAGAUUCGCUUAACAUCUUCUAUGGAUGUUGCAAGAUUUCUCAUAAUGCAAGGUGAUGCUUGAUUGAUACAAAGGCAAGGUUGAAACUGUGAAGGAUGCAUAUGAUAAUGGAUCUAAAAAUUGUCAAAUGUUAUUGCCAGAUAUACAGAAGGAUAUUACAAAAGCUUGUGCAGAGCAAGUCACGGCUGUGAUUCUGGAUGAGAUUCGUGUAGGAAAUUCUCAGUGCUUAUUGAUGAGUCUCGAGAUAUAUCUAUAAAGAAGCAAAUGGCUAUGAUUCUAAGGUUUGUGAAUGAUGAAGGAAAGGUGAUGGAAAGGUUUCUUGGACUUAACCACAUUGAGAAAUGUACAUCAGUUGCUUUGAAAGAAGCUUUGGUCUGCAUGAUUUCUAGCCACAAAUUAAGCAUCUCUAAGCUUCGUGGGCAGAGUUAUGAUGGUGCUUCCAAUAUGAGAAGGGAAUUUAAAGAUAAUUUGUCACGUGCUUUGCAAAGAAAGGAUCAAGAUAAGGUUGAAGCAAUGCAUUUGAUCAAUGGUGUGAAAGAACGCUUGCAGGAUACAAGAGACAAUGGAUGGGAGCCAUUAUUCAAAAGAGUGAAGUCAUUCUGUGAUAAAAAUGAGAUUAAAGUGCCAAAUAUGGAUGAGGAAGUGAAUGCUAGAGGGACAUAUGCACGUCGAAGGCAAAAGGUUGCUCCUAGUGAAGAAGAAGAAUAAUGGACAUGGCAUUAUCUUUUGGGUUCAUAGUUUGGUAUGGACAAAAAAACCAAAUUUAUCUUUUUGUUAAUUGUUUCUUCUCGUGAUUUACUUCUUUAUGUUUCCAUGAAACUAUUUUAGACCAGUAUAUGUUGAUCUGGUAUGUUAAGGUUUGUAGGAAAAAAAAUGUACUUUAAAGCUUCAG
This is a messenger RNA of Panicum hallii, 1858 nucleotides long. RefSeq lists its product as uncharacterized. The record is from RefSeq and is a predicted model, not a curated record. Bases 1231 to 1674 code for a protein of 147 amino acids. Lineage: Eukaryota; Viridiplantae; Streptophyta; Magnoliopsida; Poales; Poaceae. The transcript is spliced from 5 exons.